CGGGCUCUCUGUCUCCUCCUGCUGCUCCAGUCAGUCAGCUCGCCAGCAAGUCAUCAUCAUCAGUCUGAGAUAGCGGACAGUCAGGAAGCCAGCGGGAAUGAAAGGAAGCAGAAAACAUCCGAGAUAGCUCGCUAGAAACCGAUCUGACACCAUGUCCAGUUUAAAGGGACUCUUCACCAGCUGCCUUGUGUUGGCAAGCUUGCUGUCCUGUGCCAAGGCAGUGCCAAUAAGUAUAGACAAAACUAAGGUGAAGCUCACAGAGGAAACAGUCAAAGAGCCACCCCAGAGUGCGGACACUGGACUGCAUUAUGACCGUUAUCUCAGGGAAGUUAUUGAUUUCCUAGAGAAAGAUCAACAUUUCAGAGAGAAGCUCCACAACACAGACAUGGAAGAUAUAAAGCAAGGAAAGUUGGCUAAAGAGCUUGACUUUGUCAGCCACCAUGUGCGAACCAAAUUGGACGAACUAAAAAGGCAAGAGGUCAGUCGUCUGAGGACCCUGAUCAAAGCCAAGCAAGACAUUGAAGGAGGGAAUGAUAUUGCAGUAGAUCACCAGGCCUUACUCAAACAGUUUGAAUAUCUAAACCACAUGAACCCUCACACAUUUGAGGUGGAAGAUCUGGACAGACUCAUCAAAUCGGCUACAAAAGAUCUGGAGAAUUACGACAAGGAACGUCAUGAAGAAUUCAAAAGGUACGAGAUGUUGAAGGAGCAUGACAGACGGGAGCACCUGAAGACACUUGAUGAGGAGGGCAGGAGGAAAGAGGAGGAGCACUAUGAGGAGAUGAAGAAGAAACAUGCUGAUCACCCCAAAGUUAAUCACCCUGGUAGCAAGGAUCAACUGAAAGAAGUGUGGGAGGAGGCUGAUGGCCUUGACCCUGAAGAUUUUGACCCCAAAACGUUCUUCAACCUGCAUGACACAAAUGGAGAUGGCUUCUUUGAUGAGCAAGAGUUGGAAGCCCUGUUCACUAAGGAGCUGGAGAAGAUCUAUGAUCCAUCUAAUGAAGAGGAUGACAUGUUAGAAAUGGAAGAGGAGAGGCUGCGAAUGAGGGAACAUGUCAUGAAUGAGGUUGACUCCAAUAAAGACAGACUGGUGUCCUUAGAUGAGUUCCUGGUUGCCACAAAGAAAAAAGAGUUUCUGGAACCGGACAGCUGGGAAACUCUAGAACAGAACCAGGCUUACACUGAGGAAGAAAUGAGAGAGUUUGAGGAGCAGUUGGCCAGGCAAGAGCAAGACUUAAACCAGAAAUCAGCUGACCUUCAAAAACAGAGAGAGGAACUGGAGAGACAGCAGGAGCAGCUCAAUGCCCAGAAAAUAGAACUGCAGCAGGCUGUGGAGCAUAUGGAACGGUUAAAAACACAGCAAGUACAGCCAGCACCUGAGAUGCAUUUUGAAGGAAAUGCUCUUCCAGAGUCACCAGGACAAAACCAACCGCUCCCUCCUGAGCACCAGCCUCUGCCCCCUGGACACCAGGACAUCCCCCCAGAGCAACAUGAAGUACCCCAGAAUCAACAGGAUCUGGGACAAGGACACCAAAAUAUACCCCAACACAACCAGCCGAUGCCUCCAGGCCUCAACAACCAACCCCAAGAUUCUCCACAGGUUCCCCUCGAUCACAACAACGUGCCAUAGGACCAUCAUAUGGCUUUUACUGCUCAACGGCUACAUGUGAUUGUGUGAAGCAACUGACCUAGCGACAGGCUCACAGAGACUUCAACAAACAGUACCUCCUGCCCAGUACGAGUCAAAGAUUACCUGCAUUCAUGUGUGUUUUGCGGAUUUGAUUUGUCGGGAAUUGUCUGGUUUCGUAAC
This is a messenger RNA of Myxocyprinus asiaticus (Chinese sucker), 1810 nucleotides long. RefSeq names its product nucleobindin-2-like. Gene Ontology annotation, molecular function: calcium ion binding. The transcript has 13 exons. The record is from RefSeq and is a predicted model, not a curated record. Lineage: Eukaryota; Metazoa; Chordata; Actinopteri; Cypriniformes; Catostomidae. Gene Ontology annotation, cellular component: endoplasmic reticulum-Golgi intermediate compartment; extracellular exosome. The coding region runs from base 152 to 1630 and encodes 492 amino acids.